Molecule: messenger RNA, 1845 nt
Organism: Penicillium mononematosum
Lineage: Eukaryota; Fungi; Ascomycota; Eurotiomycetes; Eurotiales; Aspergillaceae
Exons: 2
Coding region: 1-1845 (614 amino acids)
Source: RefSeq, a predicted model, not a curated record
AUGCCUGCUGUCGAUUCCGCUCGCUUUCGGCCAACGACGCCGCCGCGUCUUUCUCUUGAGGAAUACAUCGACUCUGGACAUAGUCGUCAUGCCUCCAACUCUUCGGUUUAUUCAAGCGAGUCAUCUCCCUGGUCGACUAUGACUGGAAAUACCAGUCCUACCACGUCGCCAACCAGACAUUAUCAUGGCCCGAAGCUACUGCCUAAGAUCAGACCUCAAGACGUCGUGAUUGAGCCAGUGUCUGCUGGCGGGCCUCUUCGCCACCGUCGGGUUCUGUCCAAUACACGGAACCCGCCUCCUGGAUUUAUCUCUUACCCACCGGUGCGUCCAUCUGCCGGCCGUCGCACCCGCGAAGUCGCGGACCGCUUGGCAUUGGCCUCUCCCAUCUCACCGGCGCCAAUGACUACACAGGGCAGCUUCCCUACCCUGUCAUCGCCCGUGACCAUCACCCCUUCAUAUAAGCGUAAGGCAGGCGGGGGCCACUCACGCUCGGUGUCGGCAUCUGUAAUCGAUGCCGCCACUUUAACUGGAAUUGGGUAUCCUACAUACCGGGGACUGCCUCAAAUGCAGGCUCAGACGACCCCGACCACCCCAGUCACCCCAGUCACUCCAAACAUCAUGCCCUGCCCAUCAUACUCUCAACGCCUGGGGGGCCAACAUUCUCCUGCAAACACACAAACUCCAUUGACAGUACCGACACCUCAAUACAACUACCGCCAGGCAUCAGCUGCCCAGCAUUCACCAGUCUUACUCAGUCCCCACGAAGACCUAGCCCCAAGGUCCACAACUCUACUGUCGUACCUGACUCUACCAAUCCAGCCAAUCAACCUAGUCCGCAACGUGAGCGUAAUUCCGACUCGUGGCCUACACGAUUACUUCUGGUGGGACAUCCGCAACCUGCGCAGCUGGAGCUCCUUCUCACUAGCGACAUUCGACUCCCUGGACAGCCGACUAAUCCAGCUCCUGAAGACCGAAAUCCCAGCAGAGCUCACACCGCACGUGCCCGUACCCUCACCAAGCCUAGCCCCGGAAUCCGAGCACGACCUAGUGACUCUAAUCCGCGACCUCUAUGCACCACGCAUCAACGCUGCCCUGGCCGUUUCCCAAGGCAAAGACCACCUCCAGCUCUACGCCGCCCCAGACGUCCGCAACACAGGCCACAAAAAUCACGGCCACCCGCACUUCCUAGCAAAUUAUCUCUCAGACACCGAGCAAACAAGCGCUGGUCUCCCGCGUGGCCGACUAGUUGGCAUCGUGAAAAGCUUCGACCGCUGGAACACCGGCAUGCGCAAUGAAGCCCCCCCACAGACGCAGAUCGAGCUCGUCUGCGUGAGAGCAGGCUGCGACCCCGGCGACGACGUCCCCUACUUCGGGUAUCUGGAGAUCGCGGCAUCGAUCCCGCUCAAGGCAGCAGCUGUGAGGGGCACGCGAACACACACGCGUGAAGCACCGCUCGCAACGCCCAUCAGUGCGCGAUCUUUCUCGUCGUCAUCGAGCUCGUCGUUCAAUUCGCACCAUGACUCGUCGGACCAGGAGCCGGUUGAGGAUGCGUUGCCGGCUAUGACGGCGGGACUGGGGUUGUAUUUCUUGUUGAUGCUUUCGAAGUCGGUGCCGCUUCCGCACCAGCCUUCUGCUCACCUCAACGUUGGCGGACCUGGUGCGAUGACUCGUCAGAGAAUUCUGGCUGAGGCGAAGGAUAAGUGGAUUCCUGAGCCGCAGAUUGGGGAGAGGAGGGAUGCGAAGAGGGUGAGGGGCUGGGUUUGGCCUUUGGAUCCUUGGCAUCGGAGGGAAGGGGGUGCAUCCAGGGCGAAGGCCGGGACGAAGACAAAGAAGUGGCAUAAAUAA